Messenger RNA from Centruroides sculpturatus (bark scorpion), 845 nucleotides. RefSeq lists its product as uncharacterized. The record is from RefSeq and is a predicted model, not a curated record. The transcript is spliced from 5 exons. Lineage: Eukaryota; Metazoa; Arthropoda; Arachnida; Scorpiones; Buthidae. The coding region runs from base 291 to 845 and encodes 184 amino acids.
UAUUGGAUCUAAUAACAGAGGUAAUUAUAUUGAACUUGUUUAUUUAUUAAGUACGUCAGAUAAAUAAUGUAUUAAAAAUACAUAUAAAAAAAGAAUUAACUAAUCGCUACUGGAAGUCGGCUUAUUAUAGAAACACAGCUUCCCUAUCAUCAAAUGUCACGGCACGCCACUGCUCGACAGACUGGUUGCAUGUACAGUUCCGGUACACUGUGUAUUGAACUGUGGUUUCGGUUUCGGUUUCAUUUCUACUGCAUCCUUCCUUGUGUUUAGUUAAGUAGUGAGAAAAAAGGAUGGAUUCUAAGAGAAAAGCUGGUAGAGGAGAUGGCGAUCGAGGUAGAGGCCGAGCACGCAGAGGACGAAGUCGUGGUAGAGAGAGAGGUUACAAAUCUCAGUAUGACAUUCCAAUUAGAGGUAUACAAGACUCACUUUCCCCAGCAUCAAGACUCGAUGAAAGGCAAUCCGCUAGUACAGCAAGAGAUAGAACUAAUCUUGGUGGAGCACAGUUCCCUGAUUUUGAACUUGGUGGAGAAUUUCCAAGUACACAAGAAUUACCUUCUUCGAUAGCAACAGAAGAUGCAACGACUAGUAGAUCGCCUGCAAUAAUUACACCUGUUGAGAGUAUGAUAAGACCAUCUUUACGUACAGAAGAUGUUGCUCUAAUGGAACAUCCCUCAGUUUCUCAUGAACGUGAACAGUCAUCUUCAGCCAUGACUCUUGCUUCUGUAUCGCUGUCAAAACGUUCAGUGGAUAUUAUUACGACCGCGAUGAAAAGACUGGGUCUUGAAAUAACUAAUACUGGAUCUACAAGACAUAACUUUGCUAGAAGACCUGGCANUUUCUCCUAA